GGGGAUUGGGAACAUCCACACAAUAAACGGAGAAGGCAACAGGCAUCUUUAUCUCACGUUAGUCUGAAAUGAGGGCAACAUGGGGGCCAAAGAGUCAAGUUUAGGUUUUCUGUCGUAUGAUGAGGCCGUCAAGAGAGUCACUGACGUGGAGCUGAAGCGGCUGAAGGAUGCCUUCAGGAGGACCAGCGGCCUGUCCUGCUACAUGAGCCAGCAGUGCUUCUUCAGGGAGGUGCUGGGGGACGCGGUGCCGGCUAAAGUCGCAGAGGUGAUCUACGCCUCAUUUGGCGGCACAUCAAAGGGGCUGCACUUUAACAACCUCAUCGUGGGCCUCGUGCUACUCACCAGAGGACGAGAUGAAGAGAAGGCCAAAUACAUCUUCAGUCUGUUUGCCAGCGAGUCGGGCAGCUACGCGGUGCGGGAGGACAUGGAGAGCACCCUCCGAACCAUGGACGGGGAGGUCCCGCCCUCCCUCAGGAAGUGCUUCACUGAGGGGGAGAAGGUGAACUAUGAGAAGUUUAAGGUCUGGCUCCUGCAGAACAAAGAGGCCUUCACCUUCUCCCGCUGGCUCCUCACCAGCUCCGUGUGUGUCACCCUGACCGACGACAGUGACACGCCCACCUUCUACCAGACGCUGGCCGGAGUCACUCACCUGGAAGAGUCGGACAUCAUUGACCUGGAGAAACGCUACUGGCUUCUGAAAGCUCAGUCGAGGACUGGCCGUUUUGACUUGGAGACUUUCGUUCCUCUGGUGUCCCCCCCUAUUCACGCGUCACUGAGUGAAGGUUUGUUCCACGCUUUCGAUGAGAAUCGGGACAAUCACAUCGACUUCAAGGAGAUCUCGUGCGGGCUGUCCGCGUGCUGCCGGGGGCCCUUGGCCGAGAGGCAGAAGUUUUGCUUCAAAGUGUUCGACGUGGACCGCGACGGGUUUCUGUCCCGAGCCGAGAUUCGAGAGAUGGUGGUAGCGUUGCGAGAAGUCUGGAAGGACAACCGCACCGAUAAUCUCCCUGAAUUACAGGCUGAUGUGUCUGAAAUCGUAGAAGACAUUGUGAAGGAACACGAUACUACAAAGCUGGGUCACUUAACUCUGGAGGACUACCAGAUCUGGAGUGUGAAGAGUGCUCUGGCCAAUGAGUUCCUCAACCUGCUGUUUCAGGUGUGCCACAUCGUUCUGGGGCUGCGCCCCGCCACGCCCGAGGAGGAGGGGCAGAUCAUCAGGGGUUGGCUGGAGAGAGAGGCUAGAUACGGGCUGCAGCCAGGACACCACUGGUUCCUCAUCUCCAUGCAGUGGUGGCAGCAGUGGAUGGACUACGUCAAAUACGACAACCGGCUGAUCGUGGUGGAGCAGCCUUCCGUGCUGAACGCGGGGAAGGGCUCUGCGUGCGCCUCCGGGGAGCAGGCGCCGGACGCGGGCGGCAUGGCCAGCUCCCACAGCUCUUCCGAGGAGAAGUUCUCCGACAACAUCUCCAGCGCCUCUGAGGCUUCGGAGACCACCGGCGGGAGUCUCAUCCCCUCCAGUUCAGGCACAGACAUCUGCUUCGCGCGUCAGCACACCACCUCAGACAACAACAACCAGUGCUUCCUGGGAGCCAACGGCAACCUGCACCCCCACCUGGCAGCCCAGAGGCCGGGCGCCAUCGACAACCAGCCCCUGGUCACCCCCGAGCCCCUGAAGGCCCCCACACUGACCAUGGAGGGCGGGCGGCUGAAGCGUGCUCAGCUCCUGGCUCCCGGCCGGGACUUUGAGACGGUGCCUGAGCCCGUGUGGAGAGCGCUGUACCACUGGUACGGAGCCAACCUCAGCCUGCCCCGGCCGGUGAUCCGGGAGCUGAAGUCAGAGGUGUCUGAGCUGGAGCUCUUCCCCCGACACCUGCUCUUCCUGCGGCAGCAGCCUGCCUCCCGCACCCCCCAGUCCAACAUCUGGGUCAACAUGGGUAACGUGCCGUCUCCCAGUGCUCCUCUGAAGCGUGUGCUGGCCUACACCGGCUGCUUCAGCAGGAUGGACACCAUCAAGGACAUCCACGACUACCUGUCCCAGCGCCUGCGCAUCAAGGAGGAGGACAUGCGGCUGUGGCUCUACAACAGUGAGAAUUACCUCACGCUGCUAGAUGACGAAGACCACAAGUUGGAAGAUUUGAAGAUUCCUGACGAGCAGCACAUGGUCAUCGAAGUUCGAAACAAGGACAUGAGCUGGCCUGAGGAGAUGUCCUUCAUCGCCAACAGCAGCAAGAUGGACCGACACAAAGUUCCGACUGAAAAGGGAGCCACAGGACUGAGCAAUCUGGGGAACACCUGCUUCAUGAACUCCAGCAUCCAGUGUGUGAGCAACACCAAGCCUCUGACCGAGUACUUCACCUCAGGGAGACACCUGUACGAGCUCAACCGAAUCAAUCCCAUGGGGAUGCGUGGUCACAUGGCCAAGUGCUACGGAGACCUGGUUCAGGAGCUCUGGAGCGGGACGCAGAAGAACGUGGCUCCUCUGAAGCUCAGGUGGACGAUAGCGAAGUACGCCCCGAGGUUCAACGGCUUCCAGCAGCAGGACUCCCAGGAGCUCCUGGCGUUCCUGCUGGACGGCCUUCACGAGGACCUGAACCGCGUCCACGAGAAGCCCUACGUGGAGCUGAAGGACAGCGACGGGCGGCCCGACUGGGAGGUGGCCUCAGAGGCCUGGGAGAACCACCUGAGGAGGAACCGCUCCAUCGUGGUGGACCUGUUCCACGGGCAGCUCCGGUCCCAGGUCAAGUGCAAGACCUGCGGUCACGUCAGUGCGCGCUUCGACCCCUUCAACUUCCUGUCCCUUCCCCUGCCCAUGGACAGCUCCAUGCACCUAGAGAUCAUAGUGAUUAAGCUGGACGGCUCCACGCCGGUGCGGUACGGCCUUCGCCUCAACAUGGACGAGAAGUACACGGCCCUGAAGAAACAGCUGAGCGAGCUGUGCGGCCUCAAGCCCGAGCAGAUUCUCCUGGCCGAGGUGCACGCCUCCAACAUAAAGAACUUUCCGCUGGACAACCAGAAAGUGCGGCGGGCUGCAAGCGGGUUCCUGUGCGCCUUCGAGGUCCCUGUGCCGGGAACGCCCACGUCGGUCGUCUCCCCCAUGCACACCGAAGAUACGCCCAUGCCGAACGGAACGGCUGUCCCGGCCUCCAAUGGCGGUUUGACGAAGCCCAGCGUGUUGCCCAAUGGCAUGCCGAGCACCGUGGUGCCCUGCAGCACGGAGAGGAUCCUGGCCAACGGCAUCCCUAACGGCCACGUGGUGCCAGUUCAGGACAACCCCUUCACCGGGUACAUCAUCGCCAUUCACAGGAAGAUGAUGCGCACGGAGCUCUACUUCCUGUCGUCUCAGAAGAACCGGCCCAGUCUGUUCGGCAUGCCGCUCAUUGUGCCCUGCACGGUCCGCACCAGGGCCCGGGACCUGUACGACGCCGUGUGGAUCCAGGUGUCCCGGCUGGCCAGCCCUCUGCCCCCUCAGGAGGCCAGCAACCACGCGCAGGACUGUGACGACAGCAUGGGCUACCAGUACCCCUUCACUCUCCGCGUGGUGCAGAAGGAUGGGAACUCCUGCGCUUGGUGCCCGUGGUACAGGUUCUGUCGCGGAUGCACGGUCCGCUGCACCGAGGACCAGGCGUCGGUGUGGAACGCCUACAUCGCCGUGGACUGGGACCCCACCGCCCUGCACCUCCGCUACCAGACCUCCCAGGAGAGGACGGUGGAGGAGCACGCCAGUGUGGAGCAGAGCCGCCGGGCACAGGCCGAGCCCAUCAGCCUGGACAGCUGCCUGCACGCCUUCACCAGCGAGGAGGAGCUGGGCGAGGACGAGAAGUACUACUGCUCCAAGUGCAGGACCCACCGCCUGGCCACCAAGAAGCUGGACCUGUGGAGGCUGCCACCCGUCCUGAUAGUCCAUUUGAAGCGUUUCCAGUUUGUUAAUGGCCGCUGGAUCAAGUCCCAGAAGAUAGUGAAGUUCCCCAGGGAGAAGUUCGACCCCAGCGCCUUUCUGGCACAAAGAGAGGAGGGGCGCAGUCUACAGGGGGAGGAGGAGGGCUCGGGGGAGGAGCCACAGGAGGCAGGUCCAAUCCCGAAUGACGAGGAGGCCGAGAGCACGCCUUCCAUCGCCGUCCCAGCUGGACUUCCUAACAGCACCAAAGCUUCCCCCGUGGCGGGCCGGAAGUCCAGUCCCCCGGCGGGGGGAGACUGCGCCUCCUCGCCCAGCCCUAAGAGCGGGGGCAGGAGGCCGGGGCGGCUGCGCCUCCCCCAGCUGGGCAGCAGGCACCGUCUCACGGGCAGCAAGGAGCACCUGGACGGCGGCCGGGAGAGCUCCGCGGAGCGGGAGCAGGGCGCGGGGGACGGGGGGGAGGGCCCCGGGGCCGACUGCGACGCCAUCGACGGCCCCCGACACGAGAACGGGCAGGGCGACGGCCCCGCGGACGACAGCGCAGACCUGGAGACCUCCCUCCACCAAAGAGACGACAUCUGCCUGGACCCCAUGUACAACCUAUAUGCAAUUUCGUGUCACUCUGGAAUUCUGGGAGGAGGCCACUAUGUGACCUAUGCCAAAAACCCCAAUGAGAAGUGGUACUGCUACAAUGACAGCAGCUGUAAGGAAUUGCGCUCUGAUGAGAUAGACGCGGACUCGGCCUACAUUCUGUUCUACGAGCAGCAGGGCGUGGACUACUCCCAGUUCCUGCCCAGGACGGACGGGAAGAAGAUGGCCGACACCACCAGCAUGGACGAGGACUUUGAGUCGGACUACAAGAAGUACUGCGUCCUCCAGUGACCACGCGCCCCGUCCCGCCAUUUUGUCCGCGAACGCCGCAGCCCUGCAGCUGCCCAGGAACGCAGCGAACCCAGUGGGGGGGGGGGGGGGAGGAAGGGGGUCUUCACUUCUGUACGCCAAGCACAACGCACCCUUGUUUUUGGUAGUUCUCAUAUACGGGACCUCUUCCCACAAGGGUAGCUUUCUUCCCAAUGUCGGUACUUUUAUCCAGCCAUUUCACAAAUUCUGACCUGUAAUUUCAAAAUGAAACGCGCGAGAGAGGGUUUAUUUGUUGCUAGUUGCCAAGUGAAGUGUUACCCUCCCUACCCCCCCCCCAAUAACGCUUAUUAUAUUGAUGUCAGAUGUUUCCGCAGCACUGGUUUUAAUAUGCAAUAUGAUGUGCGCGUGCGUGUACACCAUGGAGGUGUAUCUCCGUACGGGUAAUCCGGUGGUGCACGUCAUCAUUUGCAUGUUUGACAGGUUGAUAAUGACGCCCGUGUGGGCUCAGUGAGGAUGAAUCUUACAGGUUCAGUGUAGUGCGGUACAGUAGUUGUUAUUACCGUUUUAAUGUAGAAACAUGUAAACAUGUAGAGCACUGUCGUCGAAAGUGUAAGAGCUAUUAAGAUGCUGGCGGCAGAAAACCUCAUACGCUACCUCAGUAUUUUGUUGUCGUUUUUCUGUGUGUAUUUUUUUUUAUUAUUCUUUUUUUUUUGCAGUGCACUAGCUUGUCAUAACCUUGACAGGGAUAGGAUUUGGACAAUGUCCAAACCCUUAUAGUACGCGAGAGAGAGGCAGAUGACACAUCCUUCCUGAAUCUUGUACUUGUUCUUGUAAAAAUACAAAUAAGAGCAUUUCAAAUUCAUGGGAUAACAUAGGGCAACGUUAGAACCACAGAGGAUUGUGGGAGCUGUAGUUUCCACUUUGUAACUGCCAAAAGCAGAGGUUUGUGCGUGAAGCUGCCCCAUGUAAGUAGCAUUUUUGCCAUUGAGUGGAUUUGGUGCACUUUGCUUUUUUUCUUUUUCUUUUUUUACUUGUGAACCCGAGUUGAAAUGUUUUAAUUUAUAUAUGGGUUGGGUGCCAUACAGUAUGCAUUAAGUCUCGGCCACAUAAAGUACAACUUUUUUUAUUCAUUUUGCUUAAAUACAAAUUUUAUAGUGAUUUACUUUUAUAUGAGCCACGGCUUUGAUUAAUUUUUUUUGUUUUUGCCAUUAUACACUUUCUGCAGCUCAGCGUGUCAAUGCCAUCAUCGCCGUGCUUUCUUACAAAGUGCACAGAAUCUUCCUUUCGAACAAAAUCACAAGGCUUCAUUCACAUCCUGUCAACCUAAUUCCAUUCGAUCUGUUCAUAGCAGUUUGCUUGUUGCAUUUAGACCCUCUUUCUGAUAUAUUUCUUCUUGCUUUUUUCCGAAUUUGAAAUGCUAGUUUUUGUCGCUUUCCUGUCUACACACCGAGCGAGUCCGUUGUGUGCUUGAGAGAGAACCCUCGGCGUGGCAUUUUAUGAUUUGUGUCAUAAGAGACUGUAAGUAGCUGUGUAGACAAAAAUUUCAACUUGUACUGGUAAAGUACUUUUGGACAGUUCUUUCAAUUUUGUGCAGAUGUUACUUGUUGGGUAUAUUAUCUGGCUUCUUGUAGCACUGAAUUGAGAGUUUUUCAUGAGUAGAAGCAUUUGAGUCGCCACUGUGAUUGGGCACGUUUCCUUGCACGUUGUGAUCCGUUGACGGCCAAGCCGAUGCCUGCCAGUGGGGUAGAGAGGGCUGUCCUCCACGACCAGGAAUCCUUGCGACCAAGCUGAAACCCGAAACCGGGUUUUUGAGGGAUUUGGCCUGUUUUGUCAGGCGUUAUAAAAACCAGUCCCAAGCCCACAACUGCAGUCAGCUUUGUGACGUACCGUUUAUAUAGCGGUCAGUCGUUCUGCAUGCUGUGUCAUCUCGCCCGUCAUCACAACCGUGAUGGGAAACUCUCACGUAGAUGUUCGCAAACACUGUCAGUGGAAUAGAUUUAACUGUAUCGUUGUAACUUAUUUAUACAUGUAAACUCUCCUUUUAAUUCAGUUUAUGUAACUGUGAAAAAUGAGCUGUUGAAUAAUAAAACCACUCUAUCAGAAAUAAUAAUUAUAUAGAUGAUGAAUUAUGUAAUUCACAUGGGUAAGAUGAUGAGACUGAACCAGGACAGAUAUAAUGCACUUCAUUUCAUUUCUGUGUUGGCUUUGAAUGUUGCCACUAGGCUGGGCUAGGAGGGGGUCUCUACAUUGAUGGUAUUUGUUCAGAUUGCAGAUGCCUUCGUCCAGAUCAACUUGCUGUCUGUAACUUGUGUUUCUUUCAUAUAGUUUGCCUAUGUAUAGAGCUGGGGCAAUUCACGUUCUGUUUGUACUAGACUUAUUGGUAUAACAGCACUGUCCCUUGUAGUCAAACCGGCAGAGUUUGGCCAUGCGUUGUCUCCUUGAACCACUAGCCCACUGUAGUCUAAUAUCUGUACAGUACAUGUGCAAAAGCAGCGUAGAUAUGGCUUGUUCUCUUAAAGCGCUCAUUUUAAAGUUUUUUUAUUUUUAAUUUUUUUGGUUUGUUUGUUUUUUUUCUUUUUUCUUUUGUCUGCUAAUACAGGGGUCAUGUAUCGGGCACAGAGCUAGAUCCUCAGUGCAAGCAGUGCAGUGUACUACUGAAUUGUCUUUUGUCAUUAGUUGUAAUCUUUUUGUUAAAAGAAUUCCUAAGGACUGACAGAUGUGUAUUAAUUUAAUGAAAUUUAUUUUGUAAAGUAUUGUGUAAAGAAUACAAAAAUACAUUGCACUGACAUUGAUUCUGGAAAGAAAAAACCCAUGUACAUAAGUGUGUUUUGGAGAAAAACAAAAGAACAAGAUGUGUAGGAAUUUGAGAUGUAUAAAAUGUACCUGAAUGUAGUUGUGUAUGGAGUGAAUCUUGUUUAUCUGUAACUAUUGUUCGAACAACCAAUUAAAUACUGUGGAUGAACACUCUGA
Messenger RNA from Conger conger (European conger), 7720 nucleotides. RefSeq names its product ubiquitin specific peptidase 32 (gene usp32). The record is from RefSeq and is a predicted model, not a curated record. Gene Ontology annotation, molecular function: calcium ion binding; cysteine-type deubiquitinase activity. Lineage: Eukaryota; Metazoa; Chordata; Actinopteri; Anguilliformes; Congridae. Gene Ontology annotation, cellular component: Golgi apparatus. The transcript is spliced from 34 exons. The coding region runs from base 80 to 4771 and encodes 1563 amino acids. Gene Ontology annotation, biological process: protein deubiquitination.